Molecule: messenger RNA, 1752 nt
Organism: Cercospora beticola
Lineage: Eukaryota; Fungi; Ascomycota; Dothideomycetes; Mycosphaerellales; Mycosphaerellaceae
Source: RefSeq, a predicted model, not a curated record
GUAGGCAGUAACGCUCCGUUCAUUCUUCCUUUCAUAAAUCCCCUACAACACGCAUCAUGUCCUCCUACUUCACGCUGCCAUCCUUUGCUAGGGCGAAGAAGAACCAGGAAGAACUCAAAAAGACGAAUCCUACUCAGCCGGUGCUCAACGAUGAAGACGAGAAGUUCCUGGAACGUCACCUAUCCCAGGAUGAAGGACCGAAACCAGAUCUCCCUCCUCGGCCUGCCGAUGUCGCGAAAGUCACAGACGAAGGCGAAGUCAAGGAUGCGUCGUCCGCAGAAGCCAAGGCAGCAAAGGGGAACGUAGUUGUACCCGAAACCCAGCCUAAGUCAACCGAUGCGUCGAAAGAGAAGUCGAACCGAAAGAGCUUCGAACUACCCAGUCAAGAGGAGGCAGAAGAAGCAACGCGAGGCUGGAACUCGGCAGUGAAGCUCGACGACGAGAAGGGCACAGUCAGCACACAAGAGAAAAAGACAUGGGCAUCGUAUCUCCCUGCCAAACUUCAACCUGCGAAGAAAGAAGACGCCCGGAGCAGUGCGAAACCAGCCGAGCAAGAGACAAAGACAGAAGACAGCAACCAGCGAACAUGGGGCGAAUAUGCAUCGAAUCUUGUGCUCUCGAACUCCCUCCCAAGUUGGCCUGAAUCAUGGACAUGGCAUUCCAAAGACAAGGAUGCGAAGCCCGAACCAGUCUACAACGAAGAUGGUACUAUCAACGAGGAGAAGACAAAAGAGAAACAAGAAAAGGAAGUAUCCGUCCUGCUCGACAAUCUGAACAUGUCCGCAAUCAAUAACCGUGUUUUCGCAUUCAACCAAGAAACCCAGAAGAUCUACGAUCGCUUCGCCCAGGUCCUCAAAGAUACCAUCAACGGCGUACCUACAGCAUACGAUGACAUGGACAAGCUGAUGCGAGAUGCUGGUCCUACUCUCGAGAAGCAAUUCAAGACCAUGCCACCUUUCGUACAAACACUCGUGAAGAGCCUGCCUGCCAAGAUCGGCACCUCACUUGCGCCGGAGAUCAUGGCAGCUGCGAGUGAAAAGCCUGGCGCGGACUUGAAAACUAAGCAAGCGGCUGAAGGCUCAUCGACGCCCACUUCGAGUAAACCACAAGAGAAAAAGAAACGCACAAUACCUGGACUGAAGAAACUCAUGAGCAAAGAAGGUGUCGUGGCGACAAUGCUUCGAAACACUGUCAACUUCCUCACCACGCGUUUCCCAUUCCUAGCAUCAACGACGAACGUCGUCCUCUCACUCGCAGUAUUCAUCCUCAUGUUCGUAUUCUGGUACUGCCACAAACGCGGCAAAGAAGUCCGCUUGGCAAACGAACCGGCCAGCAGCAGCCAGAUCCUCGAACAAGACGGCGAAGGUGAUAUCGAAGUCUCUGAGUCUUCGGACAGCGAAGAGGACGAGAAAGCUGCUGCUGCGGCGGCCGAGGCCAAGAUUGAAAAGACACUCAAUCAGCCUGAUCCCGCACAAGUACCGUUACCAAGAACAGAAUCCGAUAUGGGAAGUGAGAAGAGAAAAGAUUGAGAUGGACGCCGGCAUUGCGACAACACUCGACGAAGACGCACUCACCUUAUGGCCAUUGGAGACGAACAGCGUGUGAGGAGGGCGCGACUAUACAUGAUUCCUGAGCAGGUCCAGACUGAAUGGUUAAAGACAAGGAACGGGCACAACAGCACAAUGAAAUGAAACCGGUCACGUCACGUAUUAAUGGCAAAACAGCAGCCUAGAUACCCAGAAUGAAUUUCCA